AGAAAGAACACAUCCCUACGCGCCCCCUACGACGAAGCCCUAGCCGAGGACGAUGCCCUCGUACUUCUGCUGGAACCACUGGACCGCCUGGUCCUUGGUGAUGCGGUGCUUGACGCCGACGCGCGCCUGGCGCGCCUUCCGCCGCGCGACGCGGAAGCCCGGCCGCUCCAGGCACACGUAGAAGUCCAUGCCGUAGAUGCCGGUCGUCGGGUCGUACUUGAUGCCGAGGUCGAUGUGCUCCGUCACGCCGAAGCCGAAGUUGCCCGUCGCGCUGAAGUUCUUGCGCUGGAGCUCGUACUCCUUCACCUUCAAACCGCGCUCGAGAAUCUCCGUCGCCUUCUCGCCGCGGACCGUCACGUGGACGGCGAUCUUCUCGUUUCUUCGGAUGGAGAAGCCGCGGCACGUGUACCGCGCCUUCGAGUAGACCGGCUCCUGGCCCGUGAGCUGCUCGAGCACGCGCGCCGCGCGCGUCAGUCGAUCGCCCGACUCGCCCACACAACAAUUGAGGAUCAGCUUCGAGACCUUGAUCUCGCGCAUCUUGUUCUCCGCCAUGGUUAAGGCUGGAGUCGCGACCUGUGCGUGCGUUGGUCUCGUCGUCGCUCUGUGUGUGUCUCUCUCUCUCUCGCGGGUCCGGCGGGCGGCGUUCGAGCGCCAGCAGGGCGAUCCGGAGCGACCGGCGGCCGCAGCGGUGGCGUAGUAAGCGGUGGCUUGCCUCGGCGGCGCAGCGGGCGGCCAGCGGCUGCAGCAGGGCUAUGCAAAAUGCUGCUUGGCUGAAGUGCCUCUGUGCCCGCUCGCUGAUGCCGCACGCUAUAGCAGCGCUUGCCAGACCGUCUCAAUCACUUCUCGGUUGCUGCACGCGUCCCGGAUUUUGCAGACUCCGUCGCUAACCUCGUUUACACGGCGUCGCUUUUACGGCUCGAG
Molecule: messenger RNA, 921 nt
Organism: Pelagomonas calceolata
Lineage: Eukaryota; Pelagophyceae; Pelagomonadales; Pelagomonadaceae
Source: the annotation of a GenBank genome assembly